Salvelinus fontinalis (brook trout) is the source of this 652-nucleotide messenger RNA. RefSeq names its product cytidine monophosphate-N-acetylneuraminic acid hydroxylase-like. The transcript has 5 exons. The record is from RefSeq and is a predicted model, not a curated record. The coding region runs from base 1 to 567 and encodes 188 amino acids. Lineage: Eukaryota; Metazoa; Chordata; Actinopteri; Salmoniformes; Salmonidae.
AUGCUGGAGAAAAGGCAGGUGCAGCUGACAAAUAUCAACGUAGUUCCCUUUGGCAUUUGGCAAAACAUUGAUGAGCACCUCAGAUUCAUGAUUCUGAAGGAUGAAGUGCACCCCGAAUUGGACACCUGUAUCAUUGUUGAAUAUAAAGGUCAUAUGAUCCUCAACACGGUGGACUGCACCAGGCCAAACUACGGCCGACUGCCUCACAAUGUAGAUCUGAUGAUGAGCGACUUUGCUGGGGGGGCGUCUGGCUUCCCCAUGACCUUCAGUGGAGGAAAAUACACAGAGAGCUGGAAAGCCGAUUUCAUCAAGAAUGAAAGGAAGAAGCUCAUGAACUACAAGGCCCAGCUGGUAAAGUCCUUGCAGCCCAAGAUCUACUGCCCGUUUGCCGGUUACUUUGUGGAAGCACAUCCCUCAGACAGGUACAUUAAGGAAACUAACACCAAAAACAACGCGGAUGAGCUCAAUGCCCUGAUCAAGAAGAGCGCUCCAGGCAUAACAACAUGGACACCAAAGCCAGGCGCUGUGCUCGAUCUGGCCCUGGAUCUGAUGAGCCCCAGCCAGUAGGAUUGCUCAUCAAUCAGCAAAUCGUGUGUGUGUCCAUGUCUGUCAUAUCAGUCUAUACUCUAUAGAAAUGCCAACAAUCAUCAAU